Molecule: messenger RNA, 3803 nt
Organism: Epinephelus moara (kelp grouper)
Lineage: Eukaryota; Metazoa; Chordata; Actinopteri; Perciformes; Serranidae
Gene: senp1
Product: SUMO specific peptidase 1
Exons: 18
Coding region: 504-2681 (725 amino acids)
Biological process (GO): protein desumoylation
Cellular component (GO): nucleus
Molecular function (GO): deSUMOylase activity
Source: RefSeq, a predicted model, not a curated record
CACAGCGUGCAUUGAUGGAGCGUCUUGUUCAGCCAUGUUGUGGUUUUGAAUGAGGAAGAAGCGGGAGAUAACAUUCUUCAACGAGUUUAUAUGCAAUUUAAAGUCACGUUCAGGAUAUAUACAUGAGUUAGGCCGUGACUCAAAAUGAUAGCCGUUUUUCCGAACGCGUUGGUUGCGACUUAUCGCAUUCCUGCUGGGAUUUAAACAUACUUCCAUAAAUUAGCCGUUUAGCUAACAACGUUAGCUAGCGAGGCAGUUAGCAUAGUUUGCUAGCUAGGCAACUAGCGAGUUCCCAGCUAACUAGCUAACGGUUAGCUCGUUUCCUGCGAAAGUAAAAUGAUAAUUGUGAGGAGUAUUAGCCUUUGAAAUAGCCUCCGCUAACCUGCCUCGGUCGAAUGAAGCGCAUUAGCUUCCUCUGGUUUGACUAUAUUGACAGGCAGACUGAAAGCAGCUAUAGCGAUUUAUUUUUAAACCAGCGGCGUUAAUUCCCAAACUUUUGAGCCAUGUUGAAUAAAAUCUACGAAUGGAUUGAAACAAGCUUUGCCAAUCUUCGCAAUGGUGUACCAGCUGCGGAGCACUCUGAUGCACACCGGGCACCGAGGGAAAGUCCGAUAAGAAGGAAAAGACCAAUUGAAUGUUUGGAAGAUGGACAUAACAUCGCACAAGAUGGCUUAAUCGUAAAGAAAUCAAGAAUGGGAGAUCUUAUUGACACAGUCAAGGUUGCAGCUGAAGGGGUUAAGAAUCACAGCUCCACUGUGGCUACAUGGAUGAGGAACAAUGUGAGCCCUACCUUGAGAAAUAUACUGCCUGCCUCCCCUGGUCCUCCACCUGGAGAACCUCAGCCAGAGCCCUCAACAUCAGCAGCAGUCUGGGCCGGGAUGCCGGUUGUUGACAGGAACUGUCUGGAUGAGACGUUUGCUGCUCCCUCCACAACUUUGGAGUGGAAAACAUCCAAAUCAGAAUGGUUGCGCAACGAGAAGUCAGUUAUGGGAUCAAAAGUCUGUAGGCGACAAGUGUGCAUGAGUCCUACACAUCGUGAAGUGCCAAAAACAAAUGGGCACUCAGUCAACUUGCCGCCCUCUUUCACCCCAAAGCUGCACCCUUCUCCACGACUAGGCAGGCCUCUAAACCUCCGACCAUACACCACACCAAGUUUCUCUAGUGGAGCGGCAAGCAGCUCCUGCACCAGCAUGUAUGAGAAGACCUUUCCCAUCAAAGUAGUGCAGAGCCCAACACACAGCAACUCAUCUGGGCGCGUGCACAGUGCCAGACGCCACUGUACAGCACAGGAGUCUGUUUGUGAAGAGGAGAAAGAGGUCUACAGGCAGCUUCUGACCAUGGUCUCCGGUGGUCAGUCAUCUUUCCUUCACAACGGCAGCUCACAUGGCAUUGUGAGGUCACACAGAGAUUUCACCAGCUUCCUGACCACCAGCCGCAGACUGCUACAGUUCUCUUCUCCUGCUGGGUCAGCAGCAGGAGAAACUUCAGAGGGACCCAGCAGCCCCCCCAGCCCGAGGGGGAUGUCUAGCCAGAGCUCCAGCAACCUCCCCAGCCCACUUGGGGCCUCCAGCAGGCCAGGGAUCCAGUCAUGGUCUCUGGACACGGACCUCAGCUCCAGCAGAGCAGCUACUCUCACAUCAGUUCCCUCCCCAUCUGCUCUGCAGGAUAACUCUUCUCAGGACACACAAUCAUCAGCACAUGAUGGUGACUCUGUAAUUAUUGUAAAUGAACAAAAGGGUAAAAAGCAAAACAGCUCAAGUGUGCCAUGUUUCCAAGCUGAGUUAUGGAUCAAAGAACUGACUAGUAUGUAUGACUCCCGGGCGAGAGAAAGACGGAGACAGAUAGAAGAGCAGGAGGCCCUGGCUGCCCAGCUACUGCGACAGCGCCUGUCUGAAGAGGGGCAGCGCAGCCCAGAUGUGGAGGUCCACGUUCGAGUUCCUUUGGAGAAGGAGGUUCCUUUGACUCUUGUGAUAGAAGAACCGAAGCCUUUGGAAGAGAAACCAGAAUUUCCUGAACUCACAGAGGAAAUGGAGGGUGAAGUGAACAGGGCGCUGAGAGGGGCUAAUCAUGAAGUUUUAAGUGAAGGUUUUGGUCUCAGCCUGACUCGCAAGGAUCUGCAGACCCUCAGCAACCUCAACUGGCUCAAUGAUGAGGUGAUCAACUUUUACAUGAACCUGCUGGUGGAGCGCAGCAAGGAUCCCAACCUGCCAUCAGUCAAUACGUUCAACACCUUUUUCUAUCCCAAGCUGCGCAGCAGCGGCUAUUCUGCUGUCCGCCGCUGGACCAAAAAGAUGGACAUCUUUUCUAAAGACAUCCUGCUUGUUCCUGUCCACUUGGGGGUGCACUGGUGCCUUUCUGUGGUGGAUUUCCGCAAAAAGGCUAUCAUGUACUUUGAUUCUAUGGGAGGAAGCAACGAUGAAGCAUGCCGAACAUUGUUUGAUUACCUGCAACAGGAAAGUAAGGACAAGAAGGGCAAGGAACUGGAUACCUCAGGCUGGACUAUGCACAGCAAAAAGCGCAAUGAAAUCCCACAGCAGAUGAAUGGUAGUGACUGUGGAAUGUUCACGUGCAAAUAUGCAGAUUACAUUACCAAAGACAAGCCAAUCACGUUCACACAGAAACACAUGCCCUACUUCAGGAGAAGGAUGGUUUGGGAGAUAGUGAACCACAAGCUGUUGUGAUAUUAGCGUGGUUGUGAACUUGUAUAGUCAGCUCGCUACGUGAGGAACACGAGUCACAACGAUGGCUGAGCUACGUUAAACAGCAGGAUCCACUUACAGACAUCCUGCUCUGGGAAAGACUUGCACACCAGCUCAUCAGAUCAGGAACCAGCUCUGCUACUUUGCAUCCUUUAAUGUCAAUCAAGCCCUCAGCUGAUUGUAGCUGACGGGAUGUUGCUGGAGCACCAAGCACUGCCUCCCGGUCCUCUACUCCACUCUGUUGUUUUUUGGUGCACCCAUGGAGUAUCAGUAAAGCAGCUGAAACGCUGCGUGUUCUGAAUCGCCCAGCCAGAACUGUACUGACUUACAAACCAUACUCUGAGCUGCAAUGUUCAGCUUGAUGCAGACAUACAAAGUUUACAUGUUUUUGUCUUACAGGGAUGUGACUGCAUAAUGCUGCAUCAUUUUUAUAACGACAGUAACGCUACAUUUUGUCGUCACUGUCAGUGUUUGAUACUCAUGGUACUUUCAAAUGAAAAUUGACUUCACUGGGAAAACUAAAAUUUAAGUGGCAUCUAGUCUUAAAAUCUGUCUCUUUUGAACUGGGCAUGAGACUUAUUCUGCUUUUGUUUUUCUCCUUAAUAUAAACAUUUCAACUAAAACAACUAUUUUUGUAAUUUGUUUGAUUAAAAGGCACAAAAGACUUAAAACAUUGCCUCAGAGUAUGAUUUAUAAUGAACGUAGAAUGUUUGAUCUUGCCACGGACUUGCAAGUGGAACAAAACAGUCUUAGUUACACCCUAAAACAGCAGGGGUAAAAGAAAAAUCCUUGUCUUGAUAAAAAUCGAUUGUAAAUUGAAGUUCAAAGUCUAUUUUAUGUAUUUCAGAGUCUCUUUUCUUUUACAGCAACUUUUGGGCAUAUUCAGUAUAUUUUGAACUUUGUACAUAGUUAAGACAUAUACAGCCUCUUGAACAGUGUAAUAUACUUUUUCUUUACGUAUUUCGUAUCUAUUUUUAUCUAGAUUCAAGUCUGUUUUAGAAAUAAAUUCUCAUGUAUUGUGACUGUUCAUUGUGUAUUACCUCAAGAUUAUUUUGGGUUUGGUAUAAAAAACUGCCACAUUUGAUAAACAUGAGAGAACCUGGA